This is a messenger RNA of Diabrotica virgifera virgifera (western corn rootworm), 2030 nucleotides long. RefSeq lists its product as uncharacterized. The record is from RefSeq and is a predicted model, not a curated record. The coding region runs from base 109 to 1578 and encodes 489 amino acids. NCBI's taxonomy places the organism in Eukaryota, Metazoa, Arthropoda, Insecta, Coleoptera, Chrysomelidae. The transcript has 6 exons.
UGGUCCUCCAGUAUCGAAGAAGUCGGUUGCGUAUUCAUUUAUUCCACUGGUGCGUUCUUAUUUCGGUUAAGUGAUAGUACCGGUCGUACUAUACCAUCAUCGAUAAAUAUGGUGCAAUAUUUUUUACUUCUUCUGGCAACUGCAUGCCUAACAUCAGCAUAUCCCAAAGAAAAUCCGACAGAAAUCAAUAAUCAACAAUAUCAACAACGGCCUGUAUUCGUUCUUCUGGAUCAAACUCUUCAAGAUCAACUGUACGCACAACAAAUACAAAAUGAAGUAAGGGUUAAAGCACCACUACAAGAAAUUCAACAACCUCGAAUACAGGAACUACAACAACCGCGCAUUCAAGAGCAACCUCAGUUAGAACAGCAGCAAAUUUAUGCACCAGGAGGCUUUCAAUAUGGUGACCCGCAGCUUCAAUAUCCUGGUUAUAAUCAACAAGCAUUUCCAAGAAUUCAACCAUCCAUUCUUCUAUACGGAGCAGGAGGUCAGGGACAACCAAUCUUGAUCAACCCAGGAAACCCACCAGGCAAUUUCUUGGUACCUCAACAACCCGGCGUUGUUUACAGAAACAACCCUCAAAAUCCUGUCUUCGUGGGAGGAUAUCCUAAUCCAAAACCUGCGCAUAUUCCUCCAAUCGAAAAGGAUGCUGAAGAGAUUCCUACCAAUCCUGCCAACAUUCCUCCAUUUCAAGCAAAGCCUAGUGAAAGCAAACCUGAAAAACUAGAAACAUUCACCGAAGACAAUUUUGUCCCUUUUCCAAAACCAGCAGGUGGAACCGACGCUUCAGGGGAAGCUGAGAGACGACAACCACCACAACAGUUCCCAAACAACAACAAUCUGAAACCAGGUCAACGAUUUUUUAUUCUUAACGGACAGCCACUGUAUCAAAACUAUCCUCUAAACUAUCCAGAAAUUCCAAACUUUGGAUUCCAGCAGAUCGAACAGCCCUUCCAGCAACUUCAAAGUGAACCGAGGGAGGAAGAAUUCAAUUAUAAUAUUCCUGUGCAACAGGUUUUAUUGAGAAACUCUGGCCAAGUUGAUCAACCACAAAACAUAGCUCCAAAUGCUCAACCUGUGCCGCAACAACUCUUCCCCACAUUCAACCAACAAAAUAUUCCUCAAGAAUCAUAUUUCAGAACAAGUUUACCGACUGGUGUAUCAGAUGUUAAUGGCGGAAUCCCUUUUGGACAAUUUAGGUUUUCUUCUCCAAAUGGACCCUACUUCCCAUCACAAGAUGACAUUGAAAACGAUUCUGUAGUCAUAAAUGCUAACUUUGGUGAUGCCAGCUUAAGCGAUUCAGUAGCUACCCAACCAGAUCCAACUGUACCGGCCGCAAAAUCUCCCGAACCAGGUACUGCCCAAGCAGCACCCGGAGCUAUCGCCUUAGCCGGUCCUGGAGGCAUAGCAGGAGCUGCUCCAAGAGGCACUGCAUUAGCAGGAAAAGGUGGCUUAGCAGUUUCAAGUCCGCAAGCAACAGCCAUUGCAGGAACAAAGAAAGAAGAGAAGCCAGAAAAGGCAGAGAAAGAAAAGCCAGAGAAGCAAGAAAGGAAAACAACCAGAAAGCCAAAAAAUUGAUUAAUGUAAAUAGUUUAAUUUAACUUUUUUACUUUCUGCAGUAGUAGUGAGAUAUCUUCGGAUAGUUUGGUAAGAAAAUUCAACAUACUUUUCUUAGUAGACAUAAAGUUACGGUUUAUGCACAAUAACUUGCUAAGUAUGAUAGAAGGACUUAAGUAUAAGUACCUAGUAGUAAAAUUAAAAAAAUUAUUUUAGUAAUUUAUAUUUGUACCUAUACGUUUUCCGAAAUAUAUUAAAAACAUUGUGUAAAUUCAACAAAAUUUCAUAAAAUAUCUAAAAUCAAAUUAUGUUAGCUUGAUCUCGAUGUGUAGAAAAAUACAAAAUGUAAAUUAGGUUUUUAAAAUCUUACUAGUUAUUUCUGUUGAGAAUAAACUGUAUUAAAUAUAAAAUGAACCAUCCAUUGUAAAUAUAGAUGUAGGGUUUUACAUUACACAAAUAAAAGAUUUAAAAAG